AUGGAUCCAACUCUUGUUUUAAAGAUCUGCACCCUUCUUCUAGCAGCUCUGGCGAUUGCUAAGUUCCCAGUGGGUAGGAUUGCUAGGUUCUUGAAGGCUGGCAAGUAUGCCAAGUGUGUCGGUGUCGGAGCUCCAGUCUACCUCUUUAUCGUCCUUGAAUACCUCACUGCUGAGGUAUUGGAGUUGACUGGGAAUGCAGCAAGGGAUAACAAGAAGAAUCGAAUAGUGCCAUGGCACAUUCAGCUUGCAGUGAGGAAUGAUGAGGAGCUUAAUAGGCUUUUGUGUGGAUUCCAUUUUCCAAAUUAG
Messenger RNA from Ilex paraguariensis (yerba mate), 306 nucleotides. The record is from the annotation of a GenBank genome assembly. Lineage: Eukaryota; Viridiplantae; Streptophyta; Magnoliopsida; Aquifoliales; Aquifoliaceae.